Molecule: messenger RNA, 438 nt
Organism: Hydractinia symbiolongicarpus
Lineage: Eukaryota; Metazoa; Cnidaria; Hydrozoa; Anthoathecata; Hydractiniidae
Product: ATP-dependent DNA helicase Q4-like
Exons: 1
Coding region: 1-438 (145 amino acids)
Biological process (GO): double-strand break repair via homologous recombination; telomere maintenance
Cellular component (GO): nucleoplasm; cytoplasm; nucleus
Molecular function (GO): nucleic acid binding; ATP binding; 3'-5' DNA helicase activity
Source: RefSeq, a predicted model, not a curated record
AUGGACAAGAUAUUGCAAUUAUUUUGUAGAUUGCAACAAACUUUUUUAAUUAAUAACAUAAAUAAUAUUAUCUUAAAGCCACAGCAAGUUAAAUGUUUCGAGCAUCUUUUAAAUGGAUAUGAUGUUAUUGGUGUUUUACCUACUGGAUUUGGGAAAUCCUUGUUGUUUCAUUUGUUGGCAGACUUUUUGCCAAGAAAGAGUGUCCAAAAUAUAGUAUUGGUGGUGUGCCCUCUUAAUUCUAUCAUAGAUGACCAGUUGAAAGUUUUAGAAGUGAGAGGUAUUGGUGCUGGGGUGCUUCAUUUGGAGCAAAUAGUUGUGCCUGAAAAAUUGUUUUCGUGUGAUGAGAAUGGUGAGCCUGAAAUACCAAUUUCAAUUAAAAAUGGCGAAUUAAAACUCACCCAGAAUCUCUGCUUAGUGUCAGAGGACGAGAAUUGCUAA